UCACGUGAGCCAUCAAAAUGGCGGUGUUCGGGCAUGAGGCUGGGGCCAAGCUGAGGGAUUCAGGUGUGGUGUGGGUGGGAACUGAGGAAGCGCCCAAGGUAGGCGGAAAUCCGAAGUGGUAUGGGGGGUGAUUGCUGCAGCUUCAAAGUGUUGGCAGAGUCUUCCAAGAUGAUACACUUAAAGGAGAUUUGAAAAGUUAAAACAGCCCCCAAGUCCAUGCAAGGAGUAGUCGAUUAAGUCUCCAGCUGUUGUGGAAAGAGGCGGAGAGAACGUAGAUUACCUAAGUUCUAGUACUCAUUAUCUGCGGUUUGUUUUCUCUUGUCUCCAGGCCUUUGCACAGGCUUUUUCUUCAACUUGGAAUAUUUCCCUGCUUCUAUCCGUCCCAACUCCCCUGCCAAAUUGUUCUCUUUCGGAUAUUGGUUUAAAUGUCACUUCCUCCGGGAAGCCUUCCCACGCCUCCUCUGGCUAGAUUAAGUUUGCCGUUUCUUAGGUUGUUGGGUUUUUCGUUUAUGUCACUCUCUCAUUCUACGUUUAAAUUGCCAGCUUUUUUGUUCUGAACUCCCACUACAUUGUGGAUUCCUGAGGAUGGGAUGACUGUAUCUUGAUUACUCGGAGGCCUGGCAUAUACCAGGUGGUCCCUAAAUUAUGAGAGAAUACUGAAUAAAAUUCUAAAGUUGAAAUUUAUUAUUAGGUGAAAAAUGUAUUAUUAGGUGAAAUAAUACACAUGAAAGCACUACAAAACCGUUAAAUGAUUUGCAAACUAUAAGCCACUCUUACUGGUAUAAGCGUGGUGACUAGUUGAGUGGCCUUAAGAGGGGAGGGGUGUAAUGAAAGCAGUCGAUUCUUUGACAGUGCCUUGCAAAGCUUAAGCACUCAAUAAUAUUUCCUGUGUUCUUUUCAGUAUUUCAGUAUUUGCUAUCCUGUAAUCAUAAUCCUGGGUGUCUGCUUUCCCUAUAGAGAGUUUAGGGUGUAGACUAGGUAGGAGAUUAGUAGAAGAUAUUGCCUGGAAGUUUAUUUUGUUUUUUGUUUUUGGUGGAAGGUGGAGGACUUCAGUGAAUUGGAUGAGAGCAAAACAAAAAUUUAUGUAAGGUUUAUGGUUACUCAUGUUAUUGACAUCUGCCAUCUUAGUACAAUAGAUGGGUUAGGUAUAGAAUCUCCCUUAGAUGUUACUAUCCCUUAUACUUUCCAUUUGGGUGUCCAGGAGAGGAAAAAGAUGUAAGUCUAGUCACUGAAAAAUUGUAAUUUGUAAAAUAUUUUACUUUUUUUUCCCCCUGCCCUCUCCAGAAAUGUUACAGAAAAAGAUUGAGUACAAUUCUGCGAUGAUGCAGAGAAAGAAAUUGGUCCAUUAUUACUCAUUGUGUAAUGCCAUAAGAAGGUUCAAAGGAGCUCAUAACUUACGAAAUGAAACACGAUUUCCAAAAUGAACUCAGUCUUUCAUGAGAAACUGAGGAUAGAGAUGUCAAUAAGCAGCCAUUGUUUCCACCUCCCCACCUGAAGAGCUAGGAGGACAACUACAAAGGGCCUGACUGCCUUCUCAGAAUGAGGAGAGAGGAAAACAGAAACAGUAUCAGAUGUCAAGAUGACAGCAUCUAUGCAUGGUCAACCCAGUCGUUCUCUAGAAGAUGCAAAACUCAGAAGACCAAUGAUCAUAGAAAUCAUAGAAAAAAAUUUUGACUAUCUUAGAAAAGAAAUGACACCAAAUAUAUAUCAAACGACGUCAUUUGGAACAACAGCUGGUUUCUCUGGAAUAUUCUCAAACUUCCUGUUCAGACGCUGCUUCAAGGUUAAACACGAUGCUUUGAAAACAUAUGCAUCAUUGGCUACACUUCCAUUUUUGUCUACUGUAGUUACUUACAAGCUUCUUGUAAUUGAUCCUUUGUAUUCAGAAAAUAUAAGCAAGGAAAACUGUGUUUUCAGAAGCUCACUGAUUGGCAUAGUUUGUGGUGUUUUCUAUCCCAGUUCUUUGGCUUUUACUAAAAAUGGACGUCUGGCAACUAAGUAUCAUACCGUUCCACUGCCACCAAAAGGAAGGGUUUUACUCCAUUGGAUGAGGCUUUGUCACACACAAAUGAAAUUAAUGGUGAUUCCUCUAAUCUUUCAGACUAUGUUUGGAAUAUUAAAUGGUCUACACCAUUAUGCAGUAUUUGAACGGACACUUGAGAAAACUAUACAUGAAGAGUAACCAAAAAAAAUGAAUGGUUGCUAACUUAGCAGAAUGAAGUUUUUAUAAAGAGGACUCAGGCAUUGCUGAAAGAGUUAAAAGUAACUGUGAACAGAUAAUUUGUUUCUGUGCCUUUUGCCUGGUAUAGCAAAUACUCAAAAAAUAUUCAAUAAUUCAAUCAAUAAAUAUAAGUUUCAUCUUACAUGUAAGAUACAAGUUUUAUCUCCUGAUGGUGUGUCCAUUUUGCCUGGUAUGUAACAGAUAAUAAAUAUUCAGUAUCAAUAAAUACAAUAAUAGAAGUUU
Molecule: messenger RNA, 2464 nt
Organism: Cercocebus atys (sooty mangabey)
Lineage: Eukaryota; Metazoa; Chordata; Mammalia; Primates; Cercopithecidae
Gene: TMEM126B
Product: transmembrane protein 126B
Exons: 6
Coding region: 1580-2182 (200 amino acids)
Biological process (GO): mitochondrial respiratory chain complex I assembly
Cellular component (GO): mitochondrion
Source: RefSeq, a predicted model, not a curated record